UCUUGUCGAGAAUCCGAGGCCUGGAAUCGAUCUUUCCGUCCGAGGGCGCCUGCGGUUUCCGUGGUGUCUGUCCACGGGCACUGGCACCUUCCAACGCAUGCGAAUUACUCUUGCCUUGUUGUUCUUUCCGUGCUUUCAGGAUCCCCUCGGAAAGUGCGAUACUUGCGUUUGUGAUGACUAUAUCAUGCGUGCCCAUCCUCCAGUCUCCCCUCCAUCGUCUCUUCACUCUCCUUUACCAAGACAUCAUCACGGCCGCAGCGUUCACAUCUCCCACCACAGCAUCGGCUCGUUCUGUUUUUCCUCCAGUCCAACCAUCUCUUGUUUUGUCUUGCCUUCCUCCUUCAAGUCUUUAUUACUGCAUAUCCACCUGGUCGGCUGCACCGUGCACUUGCAACAGUCCAGUCUUCUUCACCCUAUACCUCGUCGGCCUCAGAACCGCAUUCGGUCAUGUCAUCAUCGGCCUCUUGUGCUUUUCAUUUCUGAGCUUUGUUUUGCUCUCUGCGACUCAACUCAAAGGUGAGGUCCCUCGUGAUGAAUGCAAAACUUCCAUGGCCUGAGCCUGCUGGGCGAAGAUGACAAA
Messenger RNA from Emericellopsis atlantica, 580 nucleotides. RefSeq lists its product as uncharacterized. The record is from RefSeq and is a predicted model, not a curated record. The transcript has a single exon. Lineage: Eukaryota; Fungi; Ascomycota; Sordariomycetes; Hypocreales; Bionectriaceae. The coding region runs from base 98 to 520 and encodes 140 amino acids.